Molecule: messenger RNA, 312 nt
Organism: Helobdella robusta
Lineage: Eukaryota; Metazoa; Annelida; Clitellata; Rhynchobdellida; Glossiphoniidae
Exons: 1
Coding region: 1-312 (103 amino acids)
Biological process (GO): regulation of mRNA processing; regulation of transcription by RNA polymerase II
Cellular component (GO): nucleus
Molecular function (GO): sequence-specific DNA binding
Source: RefSeq, a predicted model, not a curated record
AUGUCAAAAUUGUGUGGUUUGAAUGUAGUUAAGCUACGAGAAGAACUACAGAAACGAAGCCUUGUCACAAGUGGCAACAAAGAAGUACUAGUAGCACGUCUGAAAGAAGCUCUUAUUGACGAAGGUAAGAACCCAAACGAGUUCAAGUUUGAUGGUGCUGACGACGACAAUGAAAUUAGCACAGGCACGUUUACAACCGCUAAAAUGAUGGAACUUCUGCUUAGUAUGUCAACUGAAAUAAAACAACAGUCCGAACGACAGACAGAGGAGUUAAAACAGAUCAAAGAACAGUCCGAACAACAGUCCGAAUGA